Messenger RNA from Chara braunii, 3518 nucleotides. The record is from the annotation of a GenBank genome assembly. NCBI's taxonomy places the organism in Eukaryota, Viridiplantae, Streptophyta, Charophyceae, Charales, Characeae.
GGCGGCGGAGCUCCAGCGAUAUUUUGGUCCGCUGUGUGAAGGGAACGAGAAGGCGUAUGCUUGGCCCGCGGACAACUGUGCCUCUUGGCGACGCGGAGCCGUUCUCUUCCGGUUCUCUUGUCUGACCUCUGGGCUGGCGCAGCUUCUUCUUUGUCGCCUUCGCGGCCCCCGCACUUCUCUUUCUUGCCAGCCUCGCCCUCCCUCCGCGUUCGAGCUUCGUCCCUCUCUCUUCCUCUUCGCGAAAUUGUUGUCGCCGCCGGCGGCGCUUCUCUCCUGCCACGCGUUCUGUCCUUUCGAGCUGGGAGCUGUUUUCCGAGUCUUGAAUGCUUUGAACCCUGAUCUCUCUCACCGCCUCCUCUUGCCACUGUAUCUUGCUGGUUCUUUUCUUCUUUUCUGGUCUCACUGUUUCGUCUAGUUUCUUCUUUGAUCUUCGAAAGUCAGUCCGUCCGCCAAAAUGCGUGAGAUUCUUCACAUCCAGGGAGGGCAGUGCGGAAACCAGAUCGGGGCGAAGUUCUGGGAGGUUGUAUGCGAUGAACAUGGCAUCGACCCCACUGGAACGUAUCAUGGCGAUUCUGACCUGCAGCUUGAGCGAAUCAAUGUGUAUUACAACGAGGCCAGCGGUGGGCGGUACGUUCCAAGGGCCGUGCUGAUGGAUCUUGAACCAGGAACCAUGGACAGCGUUAGGUCAGGCCCGUACGGGCAGAUCUUUCGGCCAGACAACUUUGUAUUUGGUCAGACGGGUGCAGGAAAUAACUGGGCCAAGGGACACUACACCGAGGGCGCGGAGCUGAUCGAUUCCGUAUUGGACGUCGUUCGCAAAGAGGCUGAAAGCUGUGAUUGUCUCCAAGGUUUCCAAGUAUGCCAUUCGCUUGGAGGGGGGACCGGAUCGGGAAUGGGAACGCUGUUGAUCUCGAAGAUUCGAGAGGAGUACCCAGACAGAAUGAUGUUGACGUUCUCCGUAUUCCCGUCUCCGAAGGUGUCCGACACUGUUGUCGAGCCAUACAACGCUACCUUGUCCGUACAUCAGCUUGUCGAGAACGCGGAUGAAUGUAUGGUUCUUGAUAACGAGGCAUUGUACGAUAUCUGUUUCAGAACGCUGAAGCUCACGACUCCUACGUUCGGAGACUUGAAUCAUUUGAUUUCUGCGACGAUGAGUGGUGUGACUUGCUGCCUCCGCUUCCCAGGACAGCUGAACUCGGAUCUACGAAAGCUGGCCGUGAACUUGAUCCCCUUUCCCCGUCUCCACUUCUUUAUGGUAGGGUUCGCGCCAUUGACGUCGCGAGGUUCUCAGCAGUACCGUGCCUUGACAGUCCCAGAGCUGACUCAGCAGAUGUGGGACGCCAAGAACAUGAUGUGUGCGGCUGACCCUCGCCACGGCAGAUAUCUCACUGCGUCCGCUAUGUUCCGUGGGCGAAUGAGCACCAAGGAGGUGGACGAGCAAAUGAUCAACGUGCAGAACAAGAACUCCUCAUACUUUGUGGAGUGGAUUCCGAAUAACGUCAAGUCCAGCGUUUGCGACAUUCCCCCGAAGGGUCUGAAAAUGUCCUCUACUUUCAUUGGCAACUCAACAUCCAUUCAAGAGAUGUUCAAGCGCGUGAGUGAGCAGUUUACGGCUAUGUUUCGGCGAAAGGCUUUCCUCCACUGGUACACAGGAGAGGGAAUGGACGAGAUGGAGUUCACGGAGGCGGAAUCGAACAUGAAUGAUCUCGUGUCGGAGUACCAGCAAUACCAAGACGCAAGUGCCGAAGAGGAGGGAGAAUUCGAGGAAGAGGAGGGAGAAGAAGCAUAGGCGACUGUCUAUGCGGCUCCCUUAUAACGAUAAAUAUUUUAGUUAUCAAUCCACUCAUCUCAUCAGCACAGAAGAUUAGAGAUCUCAGAACUUGUGGGAUCUUUAGCGAUGUGAAGUGGAAACUCGGGGGUCCAGUCUCUCGUGGACGAACACCGAUCUUGUCUGCAUCGAGCUGGGAGAUAUCCUCAAGGGGACUCGGUGGCUACAUGCGCGGGACGGAGGGGGCAUGCAAAUAACUUUUUUGCUUUGGCUUGGCCUAUUCUUGCUUUUGAUGGCUAGUUUCUCUUCUCUUUCGAGGUUACCCCCACACUCGUGCCCUCUUUAUUCCUUCGCAGUAACCACACCUAAUUCGUCCCUGCUCCCUCUCAGAGGGUAAUGGCCUGAUUUUCUUAAUGACAUGGCAAUAAUGAUGUAUUCCUUUCUUUUGCAAGUUGCCUGUGUACAAGUCUCUCUUCGGAUAAUGCUCUGCUUUUUGAAAAACUGACUCAGGCAGGUUAUUAUGCAGUAUCAUUAUCUCAUGCAGAAAAUAGCUCCCUUCCUAUUCUUGGACAGUCUACCGUAACAUUUCAUUUGUGGCAUGAGUCGGCAUAUUAUGUUGUGUAUCAGUGGGACUGGUGGGAGAAAAGCUGAACACUCUAAUGUCAAUCCCGGAAUGCAAUUGUUAGCCACAAGGUGCAUUGCGUAACUGAUGUCUUCCAAGCGUUAUAGGCUAGGGAUGAAUGCUUGUGGGUGGGCCGUCCUCUGAGGUCCAAGUCUUAUUCCAAGGGUUAAAUAACUGUACGCGAACAAAUCCACGUAUGUAACCCUUGGCACCAAAAAACAGAGGACGGCCACAAUCUUUGGACCUGCAUCUCGCCAUUCGGGUUCUCUCGUUUUUCAAUUUUUUGGAUCUGACGUUAGCCACAGGCAGCACCUUGCCUUUGAAGCACCAAGGGAUAGUCUGUUUGUAAUGAUGACGCAACGUCCUGCUAUGGGCUUGAUGGACUUGGUUACUACAGGGGCAAUCUGGGGAUGAGCACUGGUGGGAAAAUCCGUGUUGUAUUGCUCUUCUUUCGAAGGUCCAAUUACAAUCUCAGCGAAAAUUCUUGUUACUCGGUCGGAGGACAAUGCCCGCAGUCAUCUGUUAUUUUACGUUUCUUGUCAGGGCAAUGAUUUGAUUUCUUGUUCUCACAUUUCGGAUCUGACAUAAGCCGCGCACAGCAAAUCGCCUUGCAGCCCGCAAGGGAUGGUUUGUUUCGUAAUGACGCAACGCCCUUGUAUGGGGACAUCGACAUGGUACCUGGUCGCAUUGGUGUUCUUCCGAAGAUCUAGCGGAGCAUAUCGCCUUGUAUCGCCUUGUACCUGGUCGCAUCGGGGAAGCUGGGGAUGGGCGCUGGUGGGUAAAAACCCUUGUCGUUGCAUUGGUGUUCUUCCGAAGACCCCAUGACAAUAUCGGCGAAUGUUAGUUUUUUCGCAUUGGAAUACAACACCCGCUGUCAUCUGCUAUUUAAUGCUCUUCUCGUCUUGUAUCAGCUAUUUAAUGCUCCUCUUCUUGGAUCUGCUAUUUAAUGCUGUUAUCUUGUUACGGCUUUGAUCUAGCGGGAUCUGAUCUAACCGCUCAUUUCUCGAAACUACUUAAUGUAGCUCUAUAAGGGGGUUGUUUCGCGUACGCGGUGUCCUUGAAGGUGUAGUAAAAAAAUUCUGUUGUUGGACGAUUCGAUAAGCGAUGCUGAAAAUGGCUCAUUGUCGA